This is a messenger RNA of Fonsecaea pedrosoi CBS 271.37, 201 nucleotides long. RefSeq lists its product as uncharacterized. The record is from RefSeq and is a predicted model, not a curated record. Lineage: Eukaryota; Fungi; Ascomycota; Eurotiomycetes; Chaetothyriales; Herpotrichiellaceae. The coding region runs from base 1 to 201 and encodes 66 amino acids. The transcript has a single exon.
AUGAACGUACUCAUUCAAGAAGACUCACCAGAGAAAGCAGAUAUGCAGACUAUACUUGGACGAAUCCGCGGCUUGAGCAGUGCCCAGGAAGGUCUCGAGAUUUCGGCGCAAUGGUGGGCCGCCGUCGUGACAAACCUUGCUCUGGCAAAAUUGGAUCAGCCUGCGCGGUCUACUCUGUGGUUAGCCAUGUCCAAUGAAUGA